Molecule: messenger RNA, 762 nt
Organism: Brettanomyces nanus
Lineage: Eukaryota; Fungi; Ascomycota; Pichiomycetes; Pichiales; Pichiaceae
Gene: RPS3
Product: 40S ribosomal protein S3
Exons: 1
Coding region: 1-762 (253 amino acids)
Biological process (GO): translation
Cellular component (GO): nucleus; cytosolic small ribosomal subunit
Molecular function (GO): RNA binding; structural constituent of ribosome
Source: RefSeq, a predicted model, not a curated record
AUGGCUGCCACAAUUAUUUCUAAGAAGAGAAAGUUAGUCGCUGAUGGUGUUUUCUAUGCCGAGUUGAACGAGUUCUUCACCAGAGAGCUUCCAGAGGAAGGUUACGCUGGUGUUGAAGUUAGAAUCACUCCAACCAAGACUGAGGUUAUUAUCAGAGCCAGUUCCACUCAAAGAGUUCUCGGUGAGAAGGGUAGAAGAAUUAAGGAGUUAACUAUGUUGAUUCAAAAGAGAUUCCACUUUGCUCCAGGUUCGAUUGUCUUAUACGCCGAGAGAGUUGAGAACAAGGGUUUGUCCGCUGCCACUCAAUGUGAGUCCUUGAGAUUCAAGUUGUUGAAUGGUUUGGCUGUUAGAAGAGCUGCUUAUGGUGUUAUCAGAUUCGUCAUGGAAUCCGGUGCCAAGGGUGUUGAGGUCAUCAUCGCCGGUAAGGCUAAAGGUGCCAGAGCUAAGGCUAUGAAGUUUGCCGAUGGUUUCAUGAUCCAUACUGGUCAGCCAUCUAAGGACUUUAUUGAUAUUGCUUGUAGACAUGUUUUGAUGAGACAGGGUGUUUUGGGUCUAAAGGUUAAGAUCAUGCUUGACCCAUCUGCCGCCAAGAAGGGUCCAAGAACUUUGCCUGAUGCCGUCGUUAUUCACGAGCCAAAGGAGGAGGAGCCAAUUGCUGCUCCUUAUGUUCAUGUCUACAAGGAAAUUCCAGAGAAUAAGGUUGCUGCUGCUCCUGCCCCAGGUGAGGAUGCUCCAGUCGAAGCUGCUCCUAUUGAGGCUUAA